Molecule: messenger RNA, 1496 nt
Organism: Eucalyptus grandis
Lineage: Eukaryota; Viridiplantae; Streptophyta; Magnoliopsida; Myrtales; Myrtaceae
Product: vicilin-like seed storage protein At2g18540
Exons: 8
Coding region: 72-1187 (371 amino acids)
Source: RefSeq, a predicted model, not a curated record
AGCGUACCGAUUUUCUUUUCUUUCCUCUUCCUUUCCCAGAAAAUCGCCGGAGCCAGAGAAACCGAGAGAAAAUGCGAGAAAGGCCAGACUAUUCGGCCGAGGAGGAGGAGGGGGAAGAGAGAAAACCCCGGAGAAAAUCCCGAGACGCUCCCGAGACCGACGGGAAAAUGCGCGAAAGCUCCGAGACCAGCAAGAGAUCGAGGGAGAGCUCCGACUUGGGGAACGGAGAACGCAAAUCCAGCAGGAGGAGCGAGAAAACGAGAGGGAGCUCGGAUUCCGAGGAGAUUGAGGAGAGGAGAGGGAAGAAGAGCGGCAGGACGAAGAGGAGGAGGUCGCGGCGACGGUACAGUAGCGAGUCGGGCUCCGACGAUUCGGGCUCGGAGGAUGCCGAUUCGGAAUCGGAAUCGGAAUCGGAAUCGGAGGGUUCGGGUUCAGUGAGCGAGAGUGAAGAGGAGAGGAGGAGGAGGAGGAGGAAGAGGAGAGAGAAGCGGAGGAGGGAGGAGGAGAGAGAGAGGAAGAGGAGGAAGAAAGACAAGGAGAAGAGGAGGAGGAGGAGCAGGAGAGACGAUGAUGAAGGAGAGGAGGAAGAGAGAAGCAAGAAGAAGAAGAAGAAGGAGGAGAAGAAGAAGAAAGAGAGGAAGAAGGGUAAACAGAAGGAGAGGGCCGAGAGAGGCAAAACGGGUGCAGUGACCAACUGCUGGGGAAAAUACGGGAUCAUCAGAGAAACUGACAUGUGGAAUAAACGUCCUGAGUUCACUGCUUGGUUAGCAGAAGUAAAAAAGGUGAACCUGGAAAGCCUGGCUAACUGGGAAGAGAAACAGAUGUUUAAAGAGUUUAUGGAAGACCAUAACACAGCUACCUUCCCUUCUAAAAAGUAUUAUAACCUCGAUGCUUAUCACCGACACCAAAUGGAAAAGGAACUGAAAAAGGGUCUCAAGAAGGUUGUCUCCAAAGAACGCAUAGUUUUCAAUGAUGAAGAACAGCGCCGGCAAGAACUGAUGGUAGAACGUGAAAGGCAGAAAGAGCAGGAGGUUGAAACUUUGAAGCGUUCAAUGCAGGGUGGAAUGGCACAAGCAAUGAAAGAACAGGCUCUAUUGAGGGAAGAGAUGGCUUACCAAUAUAAGCUUGGCAACUUUGAGGCUGCAGCUGCCAUUCAGAGAAGAUUGGAUCCAAAUAUUGCCAUGUGAUGCAUCAUGGCCGUGCUCCGCCCUUGUCCUCUUUAUGAAUAGUGACGAGACUAUUCAUUUGAAACUCUCUCCUUGUGAUGUCACUGCCUGAUGCAUCAGCAUCACCUCAAGUUUUUGGAGAUGAGAGGUCGGCUCUUGGAUGUACAAAGUAGCUGCGCUGUUACUUGCUCUUUCCAACUGCGGUGCUCUUAUUUAUCCUGAAAUAUGUAGGCUUUGGGGUCUUUUUCUAUAUGGUGCUAAGUAAAUGAAGUUUGCAAGAAAAGAAAGACUGUUUUCAAUAUAUGAUAUACUCAGCAUUAUAGACGGCCA